Bradysia coprophila is the source of this 1197-nucleotide messenger RNA. RefSeq names its product acidic fibroblast growth factor intracellular-binding protein (gene Fibp). NCBI's taxonomy places the organism in Eukaryota, Metazoa, Arthropoda, Insecta, Diptera, Sciaridae. The record is from RefSeq and is a predicted model, not a curated record. Gene Ontology annotation, cellular component: nucleus.
GAUUUAAACGCACUUUUCCCGUAUUUCUGUCAGACAAUCAGCUGGGGCGAGACUACUCAAAAUAAAAUAGGGAAAUGUAUGCAGAAGUCGAUGUUUUUAUCAGUAAUUACACAUUGGUGGAUCCUGACAUCUACGGACUAUGGAUAGAAGGAUACACUUCCACCGAAGCUGUGACAAUAUUGAAACAGAAAGGAGUUGCACAAAUCAUGGGCGCACCACUUGAGCUAAUUGUGUCCGAUGUUUUGGAUCAUUAUCGAACGUAUUCGCUGUUAGAACGGCUGCUGGCAUUGCCAACGAAACUGUCGGAACAGCCGUCUUUUCAAUUAGAGCCACAAAGUCGAUCGUUGUUGAUUGAAAAGUAUUACGCCCUGGACGACUAUGUUGCGAGAGAAAUUUUAGGCAAAAAACUAUCGUCUCGAUAUCGGAAGGAUCUGGAUGAAGUGGCUGAGAAAACUGGAGUUCGGAUCAAAUCGUGCAGGCGACAGUUCGACAAUGUCAAACGUAUCUUCAAAAUGGUUGAAGAGAUGCCCGGUAGUGUGACAAACAACAUCAAAACCAAUUUUCUGUUGUCCGACGAUCUGGCUCGUAAAUAUGCGGCCAUCGUGUUCAUUGCGUGCUUGCGAUUCGAAACGACCAAACGGAAAUUGCUGUACUUGAACUUCAGUGACUUCUACGAGUGUUCGCAGGCUAUAAUGACGUUCUGGACGUAUACGUACCAGCAUUCCGGUCCCGAGUAUUACGACACGGAAAUGGAUAAGGAGUUUCUAUUGGACCUGCGUGAGUUGCGAUGUUUGUUGGACAAAGAAAAGGAGAUUAAACACCUCGUUUCGAUUCGAUUGAAACCAACUCUACUGGAACGAUCGUACCAAGAACUGGAUAUCAAUUUCAGGUCAUAUUGGCGGUCAAUCAUUACCAUUGCGUGCAGUUUGCAUCGUACGCGUGAACUGAAGUGCUUGUUCUUGGAAUUGUCGGAGCGAUUAAUCGAACCGUGGCGACAAAACAACUGGUUACUGGAACAAGUGAAAUCAUUUUUGCCUGCAUUGACGCAAAGCGUAUUGGAUUUGGAGGUGUCCCGUGACCAGGAAAUUCGUUGCCUAUGGGAUCGGUAUAUGCAAGUUAUCAGCACGUGUCUGAUUAGAAUGUAUCACAAUUGAUGUCGUUUGAGAAUUCUUUAUUUGUAAUUUGAAUCCAACCGUU